This is a messenger RNA of Strongyloides ratti, 255 nucleotides long. RefSeq lists its product as hypothetical. The coding region runs from base 1 to 255 and encodes 84 amino acids. The record is from RefSeq and is a predicted model, not a curated record. Lineage: Eukaryota; Metazoa; Nematoda; Chromadorea; Rhabditida; Strongyloididae. The transcript has a single exon.
AUGGAUAAAGAUGCUUCUUUUGGAAUCACCAAUCAUAACCUUUUGCUGUGUGAAUUUGAAAGAAUUGUAAACAUUUCUUUUGAAGAAAUGAAUACAAAUAAUGCAAAAGAAAUUGUCCCUUCUAAUUUAUUGUGGACCGACACGUUAAGAAAAAAAGCUGAUGUGAAGCGUAAGGAAACAAUUGAAGAAAAUAAAAGAAGAAGGGAAAGAAAAAGAAAUAUUUUAAUAAAUAAUAAAAGAAGAAAUAAUUCAUAA